Messenger RNA from Felis catus (domestic cat), 1648 nucleotides. It is a transcript of the gene CST7, whose product is annotated as cystatin F. The transcript is spliced from 3 exons. Gene Ontology annotation, biological process: negative regulation of microglial cell activation; immune response; positive regulation of myelination. Gene Ontology annotation, molecular function: cysteine-type endopeptidase inhibitor activity. The coding region runs from base 151 to 681 and encodes 176 amino acids. The record is from RefSeq and is a predicted model, not a curated record. Gene Ontology annotation, cellular component: Golgi apparatus; late endosome; endoplasmic reticulum. NCBI's taxonomy places the organism in Eukaryota, Metazoa, Chordata, Mammalia, Carnivora, Felidae.
CAAGAAACCAUCACCGCCCCGCGCCGCCCCAGCCGGAGGCAGGCAGCCCCCACCCCGGCCUGGGGGCGGUUUGCAGGGCGGGGCCCCCCCCUGCUCUCUAGCACUGGGCACCGACUCACCCCGUGCGCACCGCUCUCCACGCAGGCAGCCAUGCGGCGAGCCCGGGAGCUGCUCGCCUUCUGCUGCCUGGUCUUGAGCACCACCGGGCGCCCUUCGCGAGUUCUGUGCUUCUCUCUUUCAGAUUUUUGUGCCCAGACCCUUAACUCAGAUGUGAAACCAGGAUUUCCUAAAACAAUAAACCCCAAUGACUCAGCAGUCCUCAAAGCGGCCAGACACAGCGUUGAAAGGUUCAACAACUGCACAAAUGAUAUCUUCUUGUUCAAGGAGUCCCACAUCAGCAGAGCCCUGGUCCAGAUUGUGAAGGGUCUGAAGUACAUGCUGGACAUGGAGAUUGGCAGAACUUCUUGCAAGAAGACCCAGCACCCUAGUCUAGACAACUGUGACUUCCAGACCAACCACACCUUACAACGGGUAAUCAAAGGGGUCUCGCCUCCUUACACGCACUCACUGCUGUCCCAGCCCCUACCCACUCCCCAGGACUUUGGGAAACACCCCCUUCAUCACCUCUCUGCCUGCAAAGUUCCAAAUCUCACUCACAGACCCAGGAGAACACAGAGAUGAGACUCCCAAGAGAACACCUCAACCUGCCCACCCCACACUUCCUCCUCCCUGAGGGACACACCUCCAGGAAAUAAGCACCACGAACUUGGGGACAGGGGUAGUUACAGCAAAAAGAGUUUUCAAACAGUUCAGAAAUUAUAGACACACAUAUACAUGCAGGGAGAGAGCAAAUGUGGCAAAAUUCAAUUUGCAAAUGAAAGAAGUAUAUAUUCUUGAAUCACUCUUUCAACUUCUUUGUAGAUGUGAAAUUCUUCAAAACAACUUGGGGCAGAGGGAGAGCUUAAUAAGGAAAAUGCACACACACACAGGUAUGUGUGCACAUGCAUAGCCCACAGGCAGCAGCACCAGAACUUAACCUCUGUGGAGCAUGUUGGGAGGGCGGCCUCUGCCCCAGGAAGAUUCUCAGGAGGAUUCUUCUUUGUUUCAGACUUUCAGUUGCUACUCUGAAGUUUGGGUCAUCCCCUGGCUCCAGAGGUUCGAGGUGCCCGUCCUCCACUGUCAGUGACUUCCACCUCACAGCAAGACUGCACCUGUGCUGUUUACUGUGCUCAGUCACAGCCCUGUCCUGGCUGUCACAGACCCUUGGACCUUCUAUAGGAGCUCAGCAGUGAGCAGAAGUGCCCACAGGUUCACUGCAAAGUAGCCGGAGUGGAAGAAAAAGAUACUACCCCUGGCUAGAUUAUUUCACAUUUUUUUCUAAACUUCAUUUUACUAAUGCUGUGUCCCAGACAGAUUUGGGGUCUGGACACACAGAAGCGAGUCCUCUGGUGGGAAUUUUUCAGGUUCUGGACCCCUGAGCAAGCCCAAUUACCCUGUGGUCCCACGCUCACCAAUGAAAAGCCCAGAGAUCCAUCCUUCUGACUGAAUAACUGUUACAGCACUGGGCAGAGGACCCAAGUCUGCUAUUAAGCAUCUUUGGCCUUUCAUGGAUGAAUAAAGUCAUGAAUAAAUAGGAAUAAAGAACUGA